Molecule: messenger RNA, 609 nt
Organism: Lecanosticta acicola
Lineage: Eukaryota; Fungi; Ascomycota; Dothideomycetes; Mycosphaerellales; Mycosphaerellaceae
Source: the annotation of a GenBank genome assembly
AUGGACAGCUCUCCUCUGUCCAAGAUCCCGAACGAGAUGCUCAACCGCAUCUUCGAGCUCGUGGUUACGGAUGACUACAAAGAUCAGAAGGUAAACAUCGCAAACCCCCCCGACCUUGCAGAAACUUGCAAGGCCAUUCGCAGCGUCGUCCUUCCCAUGUUCUUUGGGAACAAUGACUUGGUCAUCUACGUCAACCACAUCGGUCGUGUCGUGGACAGCGCGAAGUGGAUUCGGAAAAUGGUCACGCAGUGCGUCCGCAUUGGCAUGCCACUCUCCAGCCUCAUCAGCAACAUCACUAUCGAUCUCGGUAUUGCGGACGACUCACGCCCAGCGCCCUACCCCGUGGACUGGUACAUGCUUCGCACCCUGUACCAGUAUCUCAACAUCGAUUGCACCAUCACCGUCAAGGCUCGCCUCGCCAACCCUGAGCCUGGCGCCAGCGAGGCCUUCCUCGACAUCAUCCUCGACCCAUACGACAAAGGCGGCACCCUCGCUGGCAUUCGACAGGUCUACAACGAGGUCAACAUGCGCCCUCACGACCCACUCGACAUGGCAGAGUUCGACGGCGGCAUCCUCUGCCUGUGGCGCCUCGCGCUGGCCAUGCCAUGA